CAAACUUCAAUCGGUAUAAUCAACAUAACAUAAAAAGUCAACAAAUAUCAUUUAAAAUGUUUUAAAAUCAAAAGUAACUUUUGUUGAUAGAAAGAUGGAUUUAAUCACACAAACAAGCCUGGAAGCCUUGCUGCUUAAGGCAACCAAUUCGAAAAAUUUAAACUUCGACACGGCAGCCGUAGAAGCAUUUUGCACUUUGGUUAACAAGGAAAAGGACGGUAUUCACAUUGGAGUGAAAGUAAUCGCAGCCCGACUGCCUAUAGGAGAGGAAAAAGAAAUGUUACAAACCUUAAACAUAUUGGAUCAUUGCAUGUCCAAAUGCGGCACCAAUUUUCAAAACGAAGUCGGCAAAUUCAGAUUUCUCAACGAACUAAUCAAAUUAGUCUCGCCGAAAUAUUUAGGAGCUCAAACUCCGCUGACAGUCAAACAGAAAAUUCUGCAAUUGCUGUAUGUUUGGACAUUGGAUUAUCCUAAGGAAACGAAAAUCAUCGAAGCUUUCGAUAUGUUACGAAAACAGGGAGUCGUUAGAGAGAUACCGAAUCCAAAUGUGCCGUGUUAUGAACCUGUGAACGUUACAAAAAGAAAAGUUGCCAAUUCUGUAUUCCAAGAUGAAGAGAAAUCGAAGAUAUUGCAGAAGUUGCUGCAAAGCAAAGACCCUGAGGAUAUUCAAGCUGCCAAUUGGCUGAUUAAAAGCAUGGUUAAAGAGGAUGACAAACGAGCUGAAAUGAAAAGCAGAAGAAUCUCUGAGCUAGAAUCUGUCCAAAAUAAUGUGAGACUGUUGAAUGAAAUGCUGGACUCUUAUAAACCGGAAAUUUCGUCUGACGGCGAUUUGGAUCUCAUGAAAGAACUGUACCAAAACUGCGAACGUUUAAGGCCAUCAAUCAAUAAGUUAAUAUUAGAAACCAAUCAUGAAGAAGGUAUGUUAGACGAUAUUUUAAAGACAAACGAUGAGUUAUCAGCCAUCUUUGAAAAAUACAAUAUUCUCAUUUUACGUGGAAAGCAAACAGCUGCGAAGAAACCAGUAGAAAGUAAUGAAUCGCUUCUUCAAUUCGAAACAGUCGAAUCAAAGGCAAGACUGGCUCAAGGUGAUAACAAGGAAUUGACAGUUGAUGUUUUGUGUGAUAUUUUUACUAACACUGUACCCGAUUCUGGCGAUGUACUGCAACCUGUUACUGUAGCUAAAUGUGAUAAUUCAAUAGGAGAAAAUAGUAAAGAAAAAUCAAAACUUACAGGAUUUGAGGAAUUAGAUUUAUUAGGACAUCAUUUGAUGAAGGAAAACCUGCAGAAUUCCAAACAAGUCAAUUUUAGCAGGUCUAGUAACGACAAAGUUCCCAUGAAUCUUUUGAGUAAAAUAUCGGAAAUGAAACAAAAGCAGGAGCAACAACAAUUGCCAGCCAAACCAGUAACCGUUUCAGAAUCGUACAAUUUCGACUUGAGCUACCUCUUAAAUACCCAAAACGGUACAAAAUCGCCCAAUAAAGAAACCCAUGAUACAUCCGACGAUUAUCUAGUCGACAUCACAGAUGAAAAAAUGCUGGAAGUCGAUAAACACGACGAUGAAACAACCAUACACACCGUGUCGACCGUAGCGUCGCAGGAUAACGGCGACAAAGGACAGAACUGCACGAUUGAGCGAUCGCCGAAAUCUGAAAUUAAGUUGAACAAUGUGUUCGUGAAAUUAGAGAGCAUCAAACCGAGCGGUUUGCCGCCGAUGACUGUCUUGGAGGAGAAGAACGGGGUCAGCGUUACAUUGCAUUUGGCCAAAGAUGAACCGAAAGAGGGCGUUAGCGUUUACGUCGUUACUACUGUUAGUAAAAACGAGGUGCCUAUGAGCAAUUAUCUGUUUCAAGCCGUCGUUCCGAAGGGAUGCAAAUUGAAGUUGCAACCACCUUCAUCCACCGAUCUUCCAGCCUACAAUCCGUUCCUGCCCCCGUCUGCUAUUACGCAAAUAAUGUUGAUAGCCAAUCCGGAAUCUCAACAUAUUGCUUUAAAAUUUAUCAUUAGCUACACCAUGGACGACGAGACCAUCACGGAAAUGGGCGAAGUCGAUAGGCUGCCUAAGUUAUGAAUUAAACAUUGAGAUAUUGAAAAAAAAAAUGAUAAGUAAAACGUUAUCAUAGUUAAAUCAUUCUUAUUUAUUGAUUUUUAUCCUAACAUUAUGGGUUCUACAAUGAAAAUGAAAACAUUUUUUAGAUUAUAUUUCCUAUUUUUUGGGUAAAAUCUUUUAAGAUAAAUUUUGGUUGUUUCAAAAUAUAUUUUUAAUAGUAAAAUCUACAUAAAAAUACCUUUAGUAAAAUUUGCAGAGUAUCAGAUUCUUAGCACAUUUUGUAAUAACCAUUUUUUUCGUAGAAUCAAUAAUUAACAAGUUAAAGCGAUUUAAAGGCUUAAAAACGUUAACAUUCAAGAAUAUAUUCUUAAAAAAACACUAACCUUUUUGUGGACGUUGAAAUUGCCCACAAUUUUUGUAAUGUUAUUAUAUUUGUUAUACAAGUAUGUCGAAAAUGUGUACCUUUAUAAAAUUAUGUAUAUUUUUUUAUUUGUAUCUAUGUUGACAUUUGGUUUUGUCUUCUAGUCAUUCUUUUGUGAUUUAUUUUAUGAUCUCUUUACAUCCGAAACAAGUUAAUCAAAAAUUUAUGUAGUAGAAAGUUUUUAUUUUUCUUUAUGUAUAUUGUUAGUCAUUUGUAUUAUGUUGGAAAUAAUUGAUGGCAUGUUUUGACGAGUUUUAUAUAGUUAUGUAAAUGAUAAGUAUUUAACAAAGUAAAAAUAUUUGUGCCAUUUUCUGUGAUUUAUUUACAAUUUUCUUUUGAAAAGCUAAAAAUACCUUUUUAACUUUUAUUAUCAUACUUUAUUUAACAAAUAACUAUGUACAAAAUCGUAUCAAUACAAUAUCCUUAGCUGGUUAUGUUUUAUUAUUCCAUUUAUCCUCUAAAUAUAAAUAAAAUAUUAAGAUGCAUCCCUGAAAGCCAAGGAUGUAACAGCUUUUUGAUGUCCUGCAUACUCUCGUUCCAUAACUCCAGUUUUCACGUUCCAUAAUCUCGCAUUUCCAUCCGAUGAUGCUACAAAUUUUAAAAUAGCAUCAACAUCUAUCUACACAGUCAAUUGCACUAGAAAGUUCUAGCUACAACCGCAGAAACUCAUGACGUCAUCUGUCAACAGUGUUGCCAGAUGAAGUAUGUCCAGUUCAAAAAAUGGCAUAGGUCAAACUUUAGUCGUGUACCUGUAAAUAUGUAUUGUCCAUCAGCGCUGAAAGCUGUGUCCCACACCCAUCUCUGGCUUUCGGUUUGCUUCAGCUCCUGUAAUAAAGUAAAAUGGUCUGCACUCCAUAUUCUUGCUGUAGUAUCAGCCGAUGUAGUAGCUAGUAAACUAAAAUAUAAGUAUUUUAUCAAAAUAGGAAGGAAAACAAUUUUACUUGUUAUUCAUUGACCUGAAAACAAUAUUUGACAUAAUCUCAAGAAAAAAUGGGGGUUACUGUGAGACAAAAGGAUUACAACCAAAAGUAUAAUUAUUUUGCAUACUUACUUCGAAUCUGGACUAAAUUUACAUUUCAGCGUAUGCCUCGUAUGUGCUUCGAAUUUCUGCUUGGGUAUCAUUUUAGUGGGCGUGUCUAUUACACCUGAAAUCAAACUCCAGAUGUAACAUCUACCCUUGUUGUUAACGGAAGCCAUCAGCUGGCUGUCAGGAGAUAUUUCUACGUCUAAAAUCAUUGCGUCAUUUUCAGGUAUCUAAAAGUUAUUAUUCAUAUAAUUUAAACUAUUUACAAAAAAUAUAUAAAUA
Molecule: messenger RNA, 3774 nt
Organism: Psylliodes chrysocephalus
Lineage: Eukaryota; Metazoa; Arthropoda; Insecta; Coleoptera; Chrysomelidae
Source: the annotation of a GenBank genome assembly